Molecule: messenger RNA, 1254 nt
Organism: Sungouiella intermedia
Lineage: Eukaryota; Fungi; Ascomycota; Pichiomycetes; Serinales; Metschnikowiaceae
Source: the annotation of a GenBank genome assembly
AUGCUUGUUCCACCAGACAACUUCGGUUUAGUUGAGCCAGGAGUCUAUCGAUGUUCCAAGCUCGAGGCGGGCCAUUUUCCCUUUCUAGAGACUCUCCAGCUUAAAACGUUGGUUCUCCUCGAUGCAGCCAAACCUCCACGCACACUUAAGUCGUUUCUUGAUGCUAACCAUGUGGAAAUCUUUAACUUAGGAGCCAUGAAGAUCUCCAAUCAUCAAAACACAGGCAGUUUGUCGUCCAAGAAUUCUCUUUCCGAGCAAUCUGACGGACUGGGGACCACGACACCCCAUAACAAUGACGAAAUCGAAAUCGUGGUGUUAGACACCAAAAAGAAGAACGAUCUGUGGAUGGUAAUUGAGAAGAACUUGAUAGUAGCAGCGUUCGAGAUUCUCUUCGACAAGUCCAAGCAUAAUCUUCUAUUGGUGGACCUGUCGCUGACGCUAGUGGGCAUUCUACGCAAGAUCCAGAAAUGGAACUUCAACUCGAUAGUCAACGAGUACAGAAUAUUCACAGGUAACGCUAGCAAGAACAAUUACAACAUGGAGGUGUUUCUUGAGCUUGUAGAGCCGGAGUUGAUUCCAUCUGAGCUCGAUCUGGCCAUUAAAAGAAGGGGAGAUGAUGUUAUCCUGGAUAGUCUUUUAAUCAAAUCCAGCCGUCCGCUGGUCCAGAGCCGGACGUCACUUGAUGAUGGACCAUUAACGUGUGAUGAGGAUGAUACACUUUCGUUUGAUGACUAUGAAGAAGAUAUGGAUGACGACAUGUUGUCUGCAUCGCCGCAGAUUCCCGCCAACUUGUUAAAGUUAGUCGAACAGAGAAAAAUCGACGAGAAGCACUCGCCAGGAACGUCGCCAGACUAUCGUCGAGGAAGUUUUGGCAUGAGCCGUAAUGGCAGCUUGGAAGCGUUCAAUACUAUGCAGCGGCGGAAAUCUUCGGUGGACUCUCGAUAUAUUCAAAAGAACAACACUCGGUUCCGGAACCCGAGCUUCUCGCUGCCGGUAUCGCCGCAGCACCGUGGCCUGUUUGAGACAAGCUUACGCACCUACCGGUUUGACAAGGAGAGGUUGGCCCUGGAAGAGCUUCAUAAGUUGAAAGAGAAGUACAGCUACAAGUACUACAAGCCUAGUACACACAGUCUCCAUGUUCCAGGGUUGGACAUCAUUCGGCUCCGACUUCCGCCUGAACACCUUCUUCCAGACUGGUUUAUCAAAGGAAGAGAUUUUUGGGAGCAGCGUACGGCUGAUGUUAGUUAUAGAUAA